Penicillium verrucosum is the source of this 552-nucleotide messenger RNA. RefSeq lists its product as uncharacterized. Bases 1 to 552 code for a protein of 183 amino acids. The transcript is spliced from 4 exons. NCBI's taxonomy places the organism in Eukaryota, Fungi, Ascomycota, Eurotiomycetes, Eurotiales, Aspergillaceae. The record is from RefSeq and is a predicted model, not a curated record.
AUGACCCGCUUCUCGGCCAACGAGAAGGAACAAAUGAAGUCCGGGAACCGGACGGUGUAUGUGGCACUACCCAAGAACAUGAAAACCAGGCGUGCGGCAAAGAACGAUGCGCUGAAUAAACAUAUCACACCCGAAAGUAGGGAUCGGGCCCUAGAGGCACUGCGAGCCAAGAAGUUCCGCAUGGACUCAGAGGCAGUGUCCAUACUGGUAAUGCCGUUUGGGGUCCCGGACGAGGCCGCCAACACUGUGUGGACGACCCGUGGUGGAUACGGAGAUACAGCCGACAAGAUUGCGGGCGCCAUCCGAGCUCAGUUUAGCGCUGAGAAGGACGCUGAAGCGUUCUUUGGGAAAGUGACGGUCAAGCGGCCGGCUCCAUGGCUGCUCACACCGUCGCUCUCCAAAACACGCAAAAAGCGCAAAAUCUCCCAGCUCGACUUUUUGGCGUAUCGCUCGUCAUUUUCCAAAGCAAUCUUUGCCGAUAACUCGAUGAUUGCGCGUACAGACGGCUAUUUGGAAGCAAAUGGCGAAGUCUUCGCUAUCGUCGAGGUUUAA